Chelonoidis abingdonii (Abingdon island giant tortoise) is the source of this 2843-nucleotide messenger RNA. Lineage: Eukaryota; Metazoa; Chordata; Testudines; Testudinidae. The record is from RefSeq and is a predicted model, not a curated record.
UAGUUUUAGAGUUAGUUGGAGAGUCCACCCCAACGUAACCCUUGCCCCUUCCUGGGGCAUGCCCGGGUCCCCAGGGUUUAAACUCUGUGUGGACUGCAGGAAGUUUAUACCAAAGAGUGACCUGCACUCUUCCUGCUUGAGGUGCCUCGGAGAGAGCCACCAAAGAGACCGGUGCCGCAUCUGCAAGGGGUUCCGUCCCAGGACUUCCAAGGACAGAGAGCAAAGAUUUAGAGUGCUCCUGAUGGAGGCAUCCUUACGGUCACACUCGGACCCUGAGCCUGCCGACCCAGCACCCAGUGCCUCAUCUUUGAUGCGCAGCACUCCAGCACCAUUAGCCAGAGAGGAGGCCCAAUCUAAGAACUGUAAGUCCUGGCACCAGAGAGAAUCGGAACAUAGGAAAUCGGCCUUCAUGCAGCACUGAUCACCAUCUCCGGUGCCUGCGAAAAAGGAGAGGCCUGUGAGGGGCCGAUCACCCCACCAGGACCCUUAAAGGCCAGCGCCGUCCACAAAGUGUGGUGUGACAAGCUGCUCCUCAGGCACCACCUGCCAAAGUUCAGUCGACUCCUGCAGGGGUACAGUCGAGUCCGGACCGGUCCAGUUCCCUGGACCUCUGUGAGGAUGUGUGCCUCCCAUCAACACCGGAGGCCUUUGAGGUGGUCUUAGACUUGUUAAGCCUCCCGGUACUGGCGUCCCCGCGCCAAUUGAGGGGCAGGCCAGCUAUAAUGAUGCCUCUAUUCCCGCGCCACUCUGGUGGCACUGGCGCAGAGAGAACGACUGCCCUGUUCCCUGGACUUGCGUUACCGCUCGCCGGCGACAGUGGGUAUUGCCCCUCCUUGGUCUUCGUACUUGGAAACCUCGGAAUCCAAGGUGGAAUCCUACUGCUCCAAUAGAUCAAGGAGCAGGAGGUUGGCUUCGCAAAGAAGUCAGCGACCUUACCCGGUGCCUUGGCAAUAGCAAUGGCAACCGCAUUCCCAGUGGCCGUUCUGGACCCCUGGGCUUACCAUCAGGCCCAGGGCCAAGUGAAUGGCCCAUGAUCCAGGUCUGCGUUGGUCAGCUUGAUGUCAGUGGCUCUGGUGCAAAUGCCUCCACUAGUGGCACGGCCGUCCGAGAGGAGCAUGCCUCCUUCUCAACAGGAUCCGGCAGCUCCCUGUCAGACACUGGCACUGAUGGGGGUCAUGUCCUCGACGCCACAGGCACCGUUCAGUACGUCUCGUUGUUCGGCAUUGACCCUGGUACUGGUUACAGUACCGCCUCCUACAUCCGCACUGGCCACACAACCUGAGUACCGUGUGCCGCAGGACCCAGCAGGAGCUGAGAGUAGCAAGGAAGGUCCCCUGCAAGUGAUUUCCUCCUCUUCCUCGCCGGAUGAAGUGGUCACGGGGACCUCUGUGGCAUCAGCUUUAGAGGACAACUGGGUGCUCCAACAACUGCUCAAACGGGCCGCCCAGAGCCUGGCUAUUCAGACUGAGGAGGUAGAGGUGGAUGUGGACCCUGUAGUGAACAUCCUGGCUCCCUCAGGCCUGUCUAGGGUCACCCUACCGCUGAUUAAAACAAUAGCCUACAUGUCCCGCACCCUAUGGCAGACCCCAGCCUCUCUGGCCUCUAUGGCCAAAAAGUCGGAGAGGCGCUACUUCGUGCCUUCCAAGGGCCAUGAGCACCUGUAUGCUCACCCUCCCCUGGACUCUCUGGUUGUGGAUGCGGCCAACCAAAGGGAACGUCAGGGGUUUCAAGGGUCUACGCCAAAGAACGGGGAGGCCAAGAAGCUAGACCUCUUUGAGUAGACCUUCCUACCAAUGGGGGGGCGCUGCAGCUGCACAUAGCCAACCAGCAGGCUAUAGUUAGCUGGUAUGGCCAUAACACAUGCUCAGCUUUGUCCAAGUUUGCUGAACUCCUUCCCCAGGAAUCACAAUCAGAAUUCUCCACUCUGGUGGAGGAGAGGAAGCUGAUUUCGCGUGCAUCCCUCCAAGUGGCCCUGGAUGUGGCGGAUGCAGCCUCCCGCACGCUGGCCACCGGACUGGUGAUGCUGCGGGGGUCCUGGUUUCAGGUCUCUGGCCUUCCUCAUGAGGUCCAGCAGACCAUACAAGACCUUCCCUUUGAAGGGCCCAUGCUGUUUUCCGAGAAAAUGGACAAAAGGCUCCAUAGCCUAAAGGAUUCAAGGGCCAUGUUGUGAUUGCUCGGCCUGCACAAUCCGGCCACCCAGCGCAGGCAAUUCAGGCUGCAGCCAGCUCAGCGGCUGUACCAGCCCCAAAACCACCCGGAGGCCCCGCGCAGGAGGAGGCAACAUCCAUUCUCCAGACAGUCCUCCAGCCAACCGCAGUCUCCAUCAGGGCCUAGACCCCAAAUUUGAUGGUGCAGUCGAAGAUGACCUACCAGUCAGGACCUUGGAUCCUACCAACCUUACCUUUUCAUCCCGUCUACUGUGCCUGGUCCUGGACCAUCCCGGAAUCAGACAGUUGGGUGCUCGGCACGGUAGAGAGGGGAUAUUCUAUUCAGUUUUCCUCCCUCCCAUCCCACCAGCCCCUCUCCCCGUUCCUCUUCAGAGAUCCCUCUCUCAAGCAACUUCUAAUCCAGGAAGUGCAGUCCUUCCUCGCAGUAGGGGCCAUGGAGGAAGUUCCCCAGGAGCUCAGGGGCAGGGAGUUCUACUCCCAGUAUUUCCUAAUGUGAAAGGGGGCCUCAGACCCAUUCUAGACUUGCAGUAUAUGAACAACCAUCCCUGUCCCUGGUAAGACGCCUUGGAUCUGGGAUGGGGGGGCACAUCUGGGGAAUCUCAGGAUCCAGGGCCUCUGUUCCCCUGAGGACCUCUCCUUGCACAUCAACAUCAGGGAGCAGCAGGUGUGUAGCGA